Astrephomene gubernaculifera is the source of this 4179-nucleotide messenger RNA. The record is from the annotation of a GenBank genome assembly. NCBI's taxonomy places the organism in Eukaryota, Viridiplantae, Chlorophyta, Chlorophyceae, Chlamydomonadales, Astrephomenaceae.
UGGACGGUUAACUAGUGACAGUCCUAAAUCGGCGUUUAAUCAGUAGUUGCCCGCAUGAAACAUCUUUGGACGCUUUCUGCACCUGUGCUGCAACGCCCCAUUCUCCCCUAAAUGCAUGCAACCAUGAGCAUGUGUGUACUUCCAUCACGCACUCGGAAAGGCAUGUCCUCACCACUUCGCUCGCGUUGUUGUUCUUGAUAUGCGUUUGCACUUAAUGACUACUCUCCACGCACCCGCCAAACCCCACACACAGGGCACCACCCAGUGGCUGACCAUCUACACAGCAAACGUAGAGGACCAGCUAACAUGCCCGGGGUGGCAGGACUUCGGAGUAACACCUGAGACGGUGCAGUCCCAAAUGGCUCUCGAUGCGUACAGUGGUUACCAGGUGGUUGCCGUGAAGGUGAACGUCAACGGCAGCGAUGUGGCAGACAAGACCGAGCUGCCGGUGGUGGCGUCUCUUGGGCUGCACCUCUAUGGUGACUCGGUGAUCUCCGGUUCCUCAGGACCCAGCCCACCACCGCUGCCCCCAAGGUCUCCCCGACCCCCAAGCCCACCUCCCAGCGCCCCGGGGCCCUCCCCUCCAGGUUCACCCUCGUCCAAGCCACCUAGUCCCCCACUGGGCUCUCCCCCCUCCCCGCGCCCCUCACCACCAUCUCCAGCACCACAGCCGCCUCCACAGCCGCCAAGCCCGUCUCCUUCACCUCCUGCCCUGCCGCCUCCACCCUUGCUGCCACCCUCACCACGUCCUCCAUCACCCUCACCCAAGCCACCAAGCCCCCCACCGCGUAUGCCCCCCUCCCCGGGCCCCUCACCACCAUCUCCAGCACCACAGCCGCCUCCACAGCCGCCAAGCCCGUCUCCUUCACCUCCUGCCCUGCCGCCUCCACCCUUGCUGCCACCCUCACCACGUCCUCCAUCACCCUCACCCAAGCCACCAAGCCCCCCACCGCGUAUGCCCCCCUCCCCGCGCCCCUCACCACCAUCCCCAGCACCACAGCCACCUCCACAGCCGCCAAGCCCGUCUCCUUCACCUCCUGCCCUGCCGCCUCCACCCUUGCUGCCACCCUCACCACGUCCUCCAUCACCCUCACCCAAGCCACCCAGCCCUCCACCGCGUACGCCCCCCUCCCCGCGCCCCUCACCACCAUCCCCAGCACCACAGCCGCCUCCAUCGCCGCCAAGUCCUCCUCCUUCACCUCCUGCGCUUCCGCCUCCACCCUUCCUGCCACCCUCACCACGUCCUCCAUCACCCUCACCCAAGCCACCCAGCCCCCCACCGCGUAUGCCCCCCUCCCCGCGCCCCUCACCACCAUCCCCAGCACCACGGCCGCCUCCACAGCCGCCAAGCUCUCCUCCUUCACCGCCUGCGCUUCCGCCUCCACCCUUCCUGCCACCCUCACCAAGUCCUCCUCCACCCUCACCAAAGCCUCCCGGUCCCCCACCACGGGCGCCCCGUUUCCGGCGGCCUCCACCACCAUCCCCAGCACCACAGCCACCUCCACAGCCGCCAAGCCCGUCUCCUUCACCUCCUGCCCUGCCGCCUCCACCCUUGCUGCCACCCUCACCACGUCCUCCAUCACCCUCACCCAAGCCACCAAGCCCCCCACCGCGUAUGCCCCCCUCCCCGCGCCCCUCACCACCAUCUCCAGCACCACAGCCGCCUCCACAGCCGCCAAGCCCGUCUCCUUCACCUCCUGCCCUGCCGCCUCCACCCUUGCUGCCACCCUCACCACGUCCUCCAUCACCCUCACCCAAGCCACCAAGCCCCCCACCGCGUAUGCCCCCCUCCCCGCGCCCCUCACCACCAUCCCCAGCACCACAACCGCCUCCACAGCCACCAAGCCCGUCUCCUUCACCUCCUGCGCUGCCGCCUCCGCCAUAUUUGCCGCUAUCACCAAGCCCUCCUCCGCCAUCGCCCAAGCCUCCCGGUCCCCCACCACGGUCGCCGCGUUUCCUGCGGCCUCCACCCUCGUCACCAGUACCUCUCCCGCCUACAUCACCGCCAAAUCCGUCACCUGUACCCCCUUCGCUGCCGCCUCCACCCAUGUUGCCGCCUUCACCUCACCCACCAUCGCCCUCACCCAAGCCACCAAGUCCCCCACCACGAAUGCCCCCCUCCCCGCGCCCCUCACCACCAUCCCCAGCACCAACACCGCCUCCUUCGAUGCCACGCCCCUCUCCUGUACCUCCGUCACUACCCUUUUUCCCUCCACCUCCACAUCCUCCACUUCCCUCACCCUCUCCUCGGGCCCCACCCCGAAGUCCCCCCUCACCACCUCCCACCCCACCUUCACCACGGCCUCCGGCACCACCUUCACUGCCCAGCCCAUCUCCCGCACCUCCCGCGCUGCCGUCCACACCACUGUUAGCGCCACCCUCGCCCAGUCCUCCCGCACCCUCGCCACACCCUCCCGCACCCUCGCCCAAGCCACCAUCACCCCUGCCACCGCGGCCUGCUGCUCCUCAACCAAGCCCAACACCCUUGACACCUGUGCUGUCGAGUCCACCUCUUACCCCACCUCCAUCCCCGCCCACGUCGCCGCCCUCUCCACGAUCGCCUUCGUCCUCAUCAGGCCCCCCAUCCCCUCCACCCAAGCGUCCUCGGGCGCCUCGCCCCUCACCCUCACCGCCGCUACAACCGCCCGUGCCUCCACCACCACCACCAAGGAUGGUCUGGGGAAGCUCUGCUCGUGGCCCAUAUGAUCCCGAAGGCAGCAGCAGCACUCUUGGCAACGUCAACCGGCUGUUGGGCCCUCCCAGUGACCUGGCGCUGGCUGCCAAGACAUGCAAAGCUGUCCUCACCCUGGGAUGGGUCGCUACCGUACGGAUCCCCCGAUACGCGGUCGUUGACUUCAACGUCACGCCCCCCGUCCUGGGGAGCCAGCUCCAGAGUGUGGACCUGUAUCUGACCAGCCGCGGCAGUCUUGCACCCGGGAUAACGUCCAUCGAGAUACAGAUGCGUUCACCUACCGAGGGCACCACCCAGUGGCUGACCAUCUACACGGCGACCACAGCGGACGUGCUGACGUGCCCCGGGUGGAACUACUUUGAGGCACCACCUGAGACGGUGCAGACCCAGAUGGCGCUGGAUGCCUACAAAGCGGAUGAAGUGGUUGCCGUGAAGGUCAACGUGAAUGGCACAGAUGUGGCAGACAAAACCGAGCUGCCGGUGGUGGCGUCUCUUGGUCUUCACCUCUAUGGUGACUCGGUGAUCUCCGGUCCCUCAGGACCCAGCCCACCACCGCUGCCCCCAAGGUCUCCACGACCCCCAAUCCCGCCCCCAAGCGCCCCGGGGCCCUCCCCUCCAGGCCCCAAGACGCGACCGCCACCCAGCCCCAAGCUACUGCCAUCCCCACCCAGCCCUGCACCUUCACCCCGUGUACCUUCAUCCGAGCAACCUGUGCCUCCAAUGCCAAGUCCACACCCGCCUCCGCCGACGCCAUUCACGCCUUCACCUACGCCAAUGAAUCAUCCCCCGCCGUCCCCACUUCAGGCUCCCAGUGCUCCUCACCCUCCCCCAUCACCCUCACCGCCUUCUCCACCAGCGGGCCCGUCACAAGCGGGUUCCAUUCCACCCUCACCACCGCUACCAAGCCCCCCGAGCCCUUCACCAGGACAACCUGCACUACCAUCACCGAUGCACGGGACGUCUGCACCGCCAAGCCCAAGACCCCCUUCACCUCCAUCCCCUGCACAAUCACCCCUGCCACCUCGGCCUGCUGCUCCUCUACCAAGCCCAACACCCUUGACACCUGCGCUGUCGAGUCCACCUCUUAUCCCACCUCCAUCCCCGCUCCCGUCACCGCCCUCUCCACGAUCGCCUUCGUCCUCGUCAGGCCCCCCAUCCCCUCCACCCAAGCGUCCUCGGACGCCUCGCGCCUCACCCUCACCGCCGCUGCAACCGCCCGUGCCUCCACCACCACCACCAAGGAUGGUCUGGGGAAGCUCUGCUCGUGGCCCAUAUGAUCCCGAAGGCAGCAGCAGCACUCUUGGCAACGUCAACCGGCUGUUGGGCCCUCCCAGUGACCUGGCGCUGGCUGCCAAGACAUGCAAAGCUGUCCUCACCCUGGGAUGGGUCGCUACCGUACGGGUGAGUCCAGUGGCAUCUUUAGGAUGGGGUGCAAUUCAAGGACACGCUACCCUUCACUGACCUUGGCAACAGUCGCAAGACUCAGC